Molecule: messenger RNA, 2456 nt
Organism: Spirometra erinaceieuropaei
Lineage: Eukaryota; Metazoa; Platyhelminthes; Cestoda; Diphyllobothriidea; Diphyllobothriidae
Source: the annotation of a GenBank genome assembly
AUGGUGAAAAGGAAAAGUCUGGAGGUGAUUUCAGAACCAAACAAAAAGCCUAAAGAUCCAUCAAUUGCUGAUGAAGCGUGGCGAAAGAUGCGAGACGCCAUCGAGACUGCGUUUUUGCUGAAGUGUCCUGGUGACUUUUUCACUUUCUAUGAAUUUUGUUGUAAGAUAUCUCCAGACGAGCCGCUCAGUAGGUCUUUCCUAAUAAACAACAGAUUUUCAGAGGCCUUACGUGAGGAGCUGGACAUUGAACUAGUUGGGCCCUUCGAACUCCUUAGUAGAGACUGGAUUCCCGACGCGUCUGAGAAUUUUUCUUGUUGUUAUCGCUACUUCCACGACCCACCUGAAUUUGUUACAGUGUUUGCUUCUCCCUCUGGGUUUUAUCAUGUUGGAUACUUUCGGUAUGAUUAAGUUGUGAAGUCGAGGUUCCAUAGGGAUGAUGCGAAUGAGUUACCAUCCUUUAUGGCGUCGUCGGAUUCCUCUGUUGAUGGACGUUUUGAAAUUCUAGGUUGUGAUAUAUUCUCUGUGGUUGCGUAUGCCAUGCACUUUUUAUUAUUGAAAGUUUAGGAAACUUCUGAACCGCAGGAAAGGGGCCAAACGGGCGCGUAUACUCACAGAAAUGCAAAAGUUUGCUGUUGAGCGUUCAUUCCGGAUAGACUUGAAGUCGACCGGUUUGUUAUUUUUUUGAUGAUAUUUUUUAGUAAAACGUGACACUGUCUGCCCGACUUUAAAUAGUGUUGGAUUACGCAUAAAUUUGCAUAAUGGUAUCGGUUAUCGACCGGUUCCCCUUUCCAACAGUAAGUUUGCCUCUCAGUAUUCCAUGCCUAUGCUGAAUCCGAUUAACUUGAUACACUAAAAUGAACACACCGUUGGAUUCCUAUUCUUGGUCUUUCCAAAGUGAGCGAAAACCAGUGCUUUUUAGGUGUUAAGCUUGGUUAUUCUAUGCCUAAUGCUCCCUCAUUCAUCUUAUGAGUAUCCAGCAUGUUUGCAAGGAGGAAAAUAAACAUAAACAUAAAAUGAGUUUCCUGAAUAGUCGUUUUGGCAGUCAAACAUAUUCAGAGGAGGAAAAGCAUCUGCUUUUCAGUUCCAGUUAAAUUUAAAACUGACUGCAUUAAACGAAGAACACCAACCAGGGCAACCCGGUAAGCACCCAUCGAAUGAAGUGCAGAAGGCAAAAUAGGAAUACUUUGAAGUCUGCGACACAACGUGAUUUUUCUCAUUCUAUUUAGAGCCCGCGGUAUCCCGCCUGCCUACUUAUGCAACUACAUGAACUGUGUGUUUUCACUGUUUUAUACCCCUACGCCUAGGUCAUGCUAAAUUUUCCGGAGAAAGACACCUUCAUACAGACCCGCAUUUAUAUGUUUGGAUUCAUACUUACCCCUUUUAGUCCUUGAUGAUUUUUAUUGUAUUCAAUUUUAUUCUAGGUGAACUAGUCAAUCUUUUACAGAAAAUUGUCCAGUCCACUGAUGCGAAGACCAAACUGCCGCAUCAGGCAAAACUGGACGAAUUGGUCACUCUUGUACAGUUUGCCAAUGAUGAGGGCGAUUUUGGCGAGGGUCUUGAACUAGGACUUGACCUUCUUGCUUUUCAUCCAAAGGGUGAGUUGCAGCUCUCAUGCUUUCUUCCUGGAAUACAUGAAGUAAAACGAUUUAUCUUAAAAGGGAGAACAGUUAGCCAUGUGUCAAAGGAUCCGAAGGCCGCACGUAUUUUUAAGUGCCUUAGGGCCUUCACUUGGGUCGGUUUCUAGACAGCCCGAUUAAACAACAAUCUGGGUUCGCUGUCCAUUCGUCGAAAUUGGUGCUCGAAACGACUGGCGGACGGCGGCUAGCAAACCGUUGCCCUUGUCGGCAUUUUUGAGCAUUAUCGUAUGUUAUGCGACUGUCCCCGUGGCCAUAGGCUUAAAAACACCGAAGCACCCUCCCGCGCCUCCUAAUUUUGGUUUAUUUUGAUCAGCCGCCCACCUUAAGUUCGACGUUGACCGCGUACUGCACAGACAUCAGAGCUUGUUUUCGCCUUAGAGUGUUGUGCGUUCUAGCUAUUUACACGAGUUUGUCUCACUUCUGUAGUUGAUUUCUCUUCUGUUUUUGCAUUUGCCGGGUCUAAUCGAUACUGUUAUUUAUCUGAGGUCGUUAUCGUCCGAGGCUAAUGGAGGUAAGAAUUUAAGAAAAUAAUAGCUAACAGUGCUUAUAUGAGCUCAGCUUCUACGACGGGCUUUUAAACAGUCUGUAGACCCACUGCCGUUGUUCUCGCCGUCACAGAAGCUCACCGCUGCAUUUUCUCUUCUUUUUCACCCAAUUACAGGCGAAAAUUUGCAGUCAGCAAGCUGCUUCAACAACACUAUUUCCUUACUCCUGUCGACGGGCUACCAACUGGCAGGUCGUCCACAGUUUGCCGAAGUCAUUAAUCAGCACAUGAAGAACCGAUGCAUCCAACCCACUUCUCUGAAAACCAACAGCUAG